Molecule: messenger RNA, 589 nt
Organism: Neoarius graeffei (lesser salmon catfish)
Lineage: Eukaryota; Metazoa; Chordata; Actinopteri; Siluriformes; Ariidae
Gene: snrpd2
Product: small nuclear ribonucleoprotein D2 polypeptide
Exons: 3
Coding region: 107-463 (118 amino acids)
Biological process (GO): RNA splicing; spliceosomal snRNP assembly
Cellular component (GO): U1 snRNP; U2 snRNP; catalytic step 2 spliceosome
Molecular function (GO): RNA binding
Source: RefSeq, a predicted model, not a curated record
GCGGUUUAGAACCGGAAGUGGCGCCAUCAUUUUGAACGUUCAGUCAGCGUGUUAGCAGAUCUGUUAGCUCUUUUGUCUGUCAGAGCUAUACAGAGGAUAAAGGAAAAUGAGUCUUUUGAACAAGCCAAAGUCGGAGAUGACUCCUGAGGAGCUGCAGAAACGUGAGGAGGAGGAGUUUAACACCGGGCCGCUGUCUGUCCUCACGCAGUCUGUCAAGAACAACACACAGGUGCUUAUCAACUGCCGCAACAACAAGAAGCUGCUGGGUCGAGUCAAAGCCUUUGACAGACACUGUAACAUGGUCCUGGAGAAUGUAAAAGAGAUGUGGACUGAGGUGCCCAAGAGUGGGAAGGGGAAGAAGAAGUCCAAACCAGUGAAUAAAGACCGUUACAUCUCCAAGAUGUUUCUGAGAGGAGACUCUGUCAUCGUGGUACUGAGGAAUCCACUGAUCACUGGCAAAUAACGUGAACAUUCAUUCUGACACACACACACGCGUGGCUUGCUCUCAGUGAGAGACUCUGGGUGUAACAUUAGUACUGAUUGUCACUUUGACUGGUUUGUGUUCUGAAUAAAUGUUUUGUAUUUACAA